AUGGCAAAUGUUAAAGGAAAAUCACAUGGAGACCAACUGAGUGAAUACAAAGCCUCACAUGAUAAACCGUUCGUGCUGACCACAUCGAACGGAGCACCGAUAUUCGAAAAGAAAGCCUCGUUGACAAUUGGUCCCCGUGGUCCAAUUCUUCUGCAGGAUGUCAUUUACAUGGACGAGAUGGCACACUUCGAUCGUGAACGCAUCCCAGAACGAGUCGUGCAUGCAAAAGGCGGAGGUGCUCAUGGAUAUUUUGAGGUAACCCAUGACAUAACGAAGUACUGUAAAGCCGAUCUGUUCAGUGAAAUUGGCAAGAAAACACCUGUUUUCAUGCGUUUUUCAACUGUUGGUGGUGAAGCAGGAAGUGCCGAUACUGAACGUGAUCCACGUGGAUUCGCCACGAAAUUCUACACCGAAGAAGGAAACUGGGAUCUGGUUGGCAACAAUACGCCGAUAUUCUUCAUUCGUGAUCCGAUCUUCUUUCCGAAUUUCAUUCAUACACAAAAACGAAAUCCUGUCACACAUCUAAAGGAUCCAAAUAUGGUUUGGGAUUUCUUCUCGUUGCGUCCAGAAUCAACACAUCAAUCAAUGUUUCUGUUCAGUGAUCGAGGCACACCCGACGGUUUUAGACAUAUGAAUGGUUACGGUUCACAUACGUUCAAGUUGGUCAAUCAAGACGGCCAAGCGGUCUAUUGUAAAUUCCAUAUGAAGGUUGUUCGCACUGCACAGGGAAUUCGAAAUCUGUCGGCUGAUCUUGCCAGACGACUUGCCGGUGAAGAUCCUGACUAUUCAAUUCGCGAUUUAUACGAUAAUAUUGAGCAUGGUAACUACCCAAUGUGGAAUUUCAUGAUACAGGUGAUGACAUUUGAAGAGGCCGCUCAAAACAAGUUCAAUCCAUUCGACGUGACCAAGGUAUGGUCUCAUAAGCAAUUCCCACUAAUACCAGUCGGUAAAAUCGUCUUGAACAAGAAUCCGAGUAAUUACUUCGCUGAAGUUGAGCAAUGUGCGUUUGCACCAUCACACGUCGUUCCUGGAAUUGAAUUCUCACCUGAUCGAAUGCUUCAAGGGCGUCUUUUCGCGUAUCCAGACACGCAAUUCCAUCGUCUCGGUCCGAACUACGUGCAACUGCCAGUGAAUUGUCCAUAUCGUGCACGAGUACAUAACACACAACGUGAUGGACUGGCGGCACUUGGUGAUAAUCAAGGCGGUUUACCGGCUUAUCACCCGAACAGCUUCAAUGGUGCUGUCGAACGAAAGGACGUACGCGAAAGUGUUUGGCCGAUAAGUGGAGAUGUGAAUCGAUACGAUGACGGUGAUGAGGAUAAUUACAGUCAACCUCGAGAAUUCUGGACGAAGGUCUUAUUGAUACGCUUUCUUGCAUUAAAAUCUCCUCCCAUUUAA
Messenger RNA from Anisakis simplex (herring worm), 1398 nucleotides. NCBI's taxonomy places the organism in Eukaryota, Metazoa, Nematoda, Chromadorea, Rhabditida, Anisakidae. The record is from the annotation of a GenBank genome assembly.